Messenger RNA from Neocloeon triangulifer, 1444 nucleotides. It is a transcript of the gene TfIIS, whose product is annotated as transcription elongation factor S-II. NCBI's taxonomy places the organism in Eukaryota, Metazoa, Arthropoda, Insecta, Ephemeroptera, Baetidae. The record is from RefSeq and is a predicted model, not a curated record. Gene Ontology annotation, biological process: transcription elongation by RNA polymerase II; DNA-templated transcription. Gene Ontology annotation, molecular function: nucleic acid binding; zinc ion binding. Gene Ontology annotation, cellular component: nucleus. The coding region runs from base 121 to 1011 and encodes 296 amino acids. The transcript is spliced from 6 exons.
UAUUUCGAUUUUCGAUUCGCAACUUCACAAGUCCAGUCGAGCCGACGAAAGUGGAGCUUGUUUUCAAUUCCGCAAGUUGAAUUUUCUGCCUCCAACAGCAUAAACGGCUUGAUAAGAACCAUGGCUUGCGAAGAUGAUGUCGUAAAAAUUCAAAAGAAGCUGAACAAAAUCGUCUCUGGGGAAAAAUCGGAUCAUCCUUUGGAGCUCCUCAAAGCCCUGCAAAAACUGCCAGUUACAUUGGACAUCUUAACACGAACGAGAAUAGGAAUGACGGUAAACGCUUUGAGGAAAAACAGCUCAGACGAUGAUGUUAUAAGCCUCGCCAAAUCCCUGAUUAAAAGCUGGAAGAAGUUCCUCACUAAUUCGCCUUCAGGAAAGGACAAGGAAAUGAGUGGAGGUGGUUCAGCCAAAAAACCAGAGAAAUUGGAAAGCAAACCAGCUAAGCCCCCCAUUAAGGAAGAGAAAAAGGAGAAGGCACCUGUUCAGACGACAUUCCCACAAGUGUCUGCCACCACAGAUUCCGUCCGGCUCAAGUGUAGGGAAAUGCUGGCCACUGCUAUCAAAGGAACUGGCGAAUACCCAGAAGGCUGUCAGUCAGCAGAGAGCCUUGGUGAAGAACUUGAGGAGGCUAUUUAUGCGGAUAUCAAGAAUACCGACAUGCGUUACAAGAACAGAGUUCGCAGUCGCGUGCAAAACCUAAAGGACGUAAAGAACCCCGAGCUGAGGACAAAUUUUAUUUGUGGUGCAAUUCCAGCCCAAAAGCUAGCAAUCAUGACUGCUGAGGAGAUGGCCAGCAAUGAGAUGAAGUUUUUGAGGGAUAGGUUCAAAAAAGAGGCUAUCAAUGAUGCCCAGCUAGCUCAGGUGGAAGGUACAAAGACUGACUUGCUCAAGUGUGGAAAAUGCGGAAAGAGAAACUGCACAUACAAUCAGAUGCAAACAAGAAGUGCUGAUGAGCCGAUGACCACUUUUGUCCUGUGUAAUGAAUGCGGCAACAGGUGGAAGUUCUGCUAAGGUAAAAUUUCCCAAGUUUCAUUUCGAGACCAUUAUUUUCCCAAGUUUUUUAGUUGUUUUUGUUUUGUUUUAUGAAGAAACAAAAUUUUCAAGCUUAAUUUUAAGUAUUGAAUUAAAUUAUCCCCCCUCCCCUGCCGCCAUUGUGUAAAAAGGACCAAAAGUGAAACUAAUCUCCAGUUAUUAAAAUAUUGAUCGUUUGGUCAUUACCAAAACUUAGAAACACGACAAAUAAGAAUUUACAAUUAAUUUUUUUUUCCACUUUGGGAAAUUGAAUUAUUCCCUGCUUUUAUAAAACUCAUCUAUGUACUGUAGGAUGUUGUUUCUUUAUUAUUAAGUGACAUUAAAAUCAUGAUGUUUUAAUCAGAGAAAAGUAAUUGUAAAAAUUGUGUUGUUUUAUUGAAACAACAAUAAAAUUUCAAUCUUCUGCUGACAA